Molecule: messenger RNA, 1737 nt
Organism: Encephalitozoon intestinalis ATCC 50506
Lineage: Eukaryota; Fungi; Microsporidia; Unikaryonidae
Product: ATM1 mitochondrial ABC transporter
Exons: 1
Coding region: 1-1737 (578 amino acids)
Biological process (GO): transmembrane transport
Cellular component (GO): membrane
Molecular function (GO): ATP binding; ABC-type transporter activity; ATP hydrolysis activity
Source: RefSeq, a predicted model, not a curated record
AUGGGUGGAAAGAAGAAAGUAAGCGAGCUCCAAACUUUGAGCAUCAUUGUCAGGAAGUACAUCCUCGGGAUCCCGCAGGCAAGAAUCAUUGUGUUUCCUGUUCUCCUGAGCAUCUUUGCAGGAAAGUAUUUUGAAGUCAAAGUUGCAAGUUGUAUAAGUUACAUAUCCGAGGGCCUAGAUUUGGAGGAGGUUCCCCGAAGCAGGAUAAUCAUGUUUCUUGUGAUUUCUCUAACGGGCAUCAUCUUCACAGAGUUGCAAGGAUUUGUGUUUGUCAGUGCAAUCCAGUAUGUUUACAGAUACACCCUGAGAACCACUUUCGAGUACUUUAUUCGGAUGGAAACGGAGAUGUUUGAGUCUUAUGGAUCGGGAACAAUCCAAAGCAUCAUCACCCGAAAGAGCAAGGCAAUCAGCGACUUUGUGGAGGUUUCGAUCCAGAAUCUGUUCCCAGUGGUGGCUUCGCUAACCUUUGUUGGGCUUGAGGUGUAUCUGAAGCUUGGAGUUCUUGCCUCUUUUAUUGUUGCUCUUGCUGUUGCUGCUUAUGGUUUCAUGACGAUAUCGAUAGCUCUGAGAAGGAAUAGGAUCAGAGGGGCUCUGAACAGUGCUGAAAAUGCUGCAUCCAACAUUGUGUACGACACCUUGAGUAAUCACGAGUCUGUUAUGUCAUUCAACAACUACUGCAUUGAGGUAAGAAGAUACGAUGGAAAGCUGAUGGAGAUUGAGAGGUUUGGAACAAACCUAUUCCGAGGACUGUACAUUCUAAACAUGCUGCAGAAGCUUAUAUUUGCAUUUUUGAACUCUUCUAUGAUUGCACUUGGAGUGUAUGGACUGCUUUCAAGUAAGAUGGAUGGAAGGGUUUUGAUCUUCUAUGUCACAACAAGCAGGAUUCUACUUAUAAACCUCAACAAUCUCGGAUACACAUACUGCCGAUUCACAGAGGCCAUGCUGAAUGCUCGGGAAGUUCUAUCGGAGGAUUAUGAUCUGAAAACAAAUGAAAAUAUUUCCAUGGUAAGGUUUGGGAAGAACAUUGUGUUUAAAAACGUCCGCCUGUAUUACGGAGACAAGAAGAUUCUCAACGAUGUGAAUCUUACAAUCAAAAAGGGGGAUAAGGUGGCAAUUGUGGGGUCUAACGGAUCUGGAAAGUCGACCAUUCUAAAGACCUUCCUGAGGUUCAACAGGUACCAAGGCUCGAUAUGCAUCGAUGGAAUCAGUAUCGACGCCAUAGAAAACGGUUCGUUCAGGAGGAUCAUAGGAUAUGUGCCUCAGAACUCCUCUCUGUUCAACGAGACUGUGAUGUACAACAUUAAGUAUGGAAACCCCAAUGUUUCGGACUAUACUGUUGUCGAGCUUGCAAAGAGAUUCAACAUCCAUGAUAGCAUUAUGAGGCUUGAGAAAGGGUAUUUUACCAAUGUUGGGGAGGCAGGAAGACACAUCAGCGGAGGAGAGAGACAGAAGAUUAUAAUACUGAGAGCUCUGCUAAGAAGGCCAGAAAUCCUUGCCAUGGAUGAACCAACCUCCAAUCUCGACAAGGAGGCGGAGAUAGACAUCAUAAAGAAUAUCAUAGAUUUCGAAAGCUCGGUUACCGUGAUGGCCAUAGUCCACAACCUCGAUCUGCUUCCAUUAUUUAACAAGGUCUGCUUUGUCGACAGAGGAUCCGUCAGGAUGAUAGACCAGACAGGCACAAGCAGUGAAUCUGCAGCAGAGGGGCUGAGGAGUUAUGAAAUACCAGGAGUUAAAUAA